Cooperia oncophora is the source of this 240-nucleotide messenger RNA. NCBI's taxonomy places the organism in Eukaryota, Metazoa, Nematoda, Chromadorea, Rhabditida, Trichostrongylidae. The record is from the annotation of a GenBank genome assembly.
AUGGCUGGCCAAACCCUUGACAUUCAUGGAGCCAUCAAUUCUGAUGCCACCAGUGUUGAAGUGAAUAUGCUCCAUGGUGCGGCUAUGAUCGAUCCCGGAGAUGCAGUGCUGCACAUCAAACUUCUCUUCGAUGAUGGCAAGAUUGUCAUGAAUUCCUACAUGGGCAAAGUCUGGGGAAAGGAAGAACGCGUGUCGAUGCCAUUCAAGAGGGGGGAAGCAUUUGAUCUCAGAGUCAGGUAA